This is a messenger RNA of Lepidothrix coronata (blue-crowned manakin), 1459 nucleotides long. Its product is annotated as PHD finger protein 7-like. The transcript has 8 exons. NCBI's taxonomy places the organism in Eukaryota, Metazoa, Chordata, Aves, Passeriformes, Pipridae. The coding region runs from base 165 to 1448 and encodes 427 amino acids. The record is from RefSeq and is a predicted model, not a curated record. Gene Ontology annotation, cellular component: nucleus.
CGUGGCCUGACGAUGGGAGGAGGGAUGGGGCUUGUGAUGAGCUUCUGAGGGAAGAGAGGAGCCCCGCACCUCGGGGCUCUGGGCCUGUGCUGCAAUCUCACCCACUGCCCGCUCCUUAGAACCUGUGGAGGAGCACCUGGAGGAGCAUUCCAGGGACAGGGACCAUGUCAGACAGGAAGGAGGAGCCCCCUGAAGUGAGGGAGCCAGCAUGCCUGCUGUGUGGAAGAUCAGAGGCUGACCCGGACAUCUGUGGGGAAAAAAUGCAGAAAUAUGGGCUUUGUGCCCACGUGUUCUGCCUGUUUUUUGCUAAACUUUUUCCACAAAGAAACAAGAAUGUAGGAUUCCUAGGCCUUCUCCCCAAGGAUAUCCAACAUACAAUUGACCAGGCAGCACAAAAGAGCUGCUUCAUCUGCGGCCAGAGUGGGGCCACCAUCGCCUGCUGUGAAAAAGAUUGUGACCUGAGCUUCCACCUGCCCUGUGCCAAGCAGGGAGGCUGUGUCACCCAGUUCAUUCCACCAUACAGGUCCUUCUGCCCUGCACACAGCCCAGAGCAGACAGUGGAGGCAACUCCAGAGCCAGGCACCAAAUGCCUCAUCUGCAUGGAGCCUGUGGAGGACAGAAAGACCUUCAACACCAUGGUGUGCCCAGCCUGUAAAACCACGUGGUUCCACAGGGACUGUAUCCAGAAUCAGGCUAUUCAUUCUGGAUUCUACAUCUUCUGCUGCCCACAUUGUCAAAAUGAGUAUCGAUUUCUGAUGGAAAUGUUUAUCAUGGGGAUACGAAUCCCCAGGAGGGGACCAUCAUGGGAGGAAGACGGUGCCUAUGGACAAUUAUACGAGAGACACAGCUGCUGCAAUGCCAGUGAGUGCCUUUUUCCAGGAGGCAGGGAGGAGGCAGAGGAACAGGGGCCCUGGGAACUGCUCCUGUGCUCCUCCUGUGCUGCCGAGGGCACUCACAGACACUGCUCUGGCCUGAGGGACAGCACAACCAGCUGGGAAUGUGAUGGUUGUGCUGGUCUGGGUACAUCCUCCAGAGAUGACUCGGAGCUCAGCAUGGACAAACAGCUGGGAUUGGAACCUUCCCACACCAUGCCACCACCUGACACCAUCAGCCCCAGCACAGGCAGCCUGGUGCCAUCAGGGCUGUCUCACAGAUCUCUAGCACCUGAGAUCAGCAGCCAGGCAGAAUCAGGACAGUCUCUGGAAUCUCCCUCUCUAGAGACCAGCAGCUCCAGCACCACCAGCCAGGCAUCAUCAGGGUCCUCCUGUGUCUCCCACGAUCUAGAAAGUGGCAGACGCUCCAGCAGCCCUGGGCCUGUGUGGAUCCGACACCAUUCCCGCCUGCAACGUCAGGCCCAGAAUCCCCACAGCCAGUCUGGACAUGGGCACUGGACCUGCAGUGCACCAUCCCGGAAUGCUGGCCCUGAUCCCGCUCCACCAACACAAUAAAGCGCACUGGA